Messenger RNA from Cygnus olor (mute swan), 3751 nucleotides. RefSeq names its product GC-rich promoter binding protein 1 (gene GPBP1). The record is from RefSeq and is a predicted model, not a curated record. Gene Ontology annotation, biological process: DNA-templated transcription; positive regulation of DNA-templated transcription. Lineage: Eukaryota; Metazoa; Chordata; Aves; Anseriformes; Anatidae. Bases 2019 to 3434 code for a protein of 471 amino acids. The transcript has 14 exons. Gene Ontology annotation, molecular function: RNA binding; DNA binding. Gene Ontology annotation, cellular component: nucleus.
CUCACGGCCUCCGAAGGCGCCGCGGGGGGAGUCGCGGAGUGGGCAAUCUGGACCACAGAGGGAGCCCGGGUUAUUUGGAGCCUUUUGCUGGUAGCGAGGAAGAACGGUGGAAGUCGACCUGCUGCAGUUGCUUCCUUUGAGAGCAGAGAAAUACCGGACGCUGCUCGGGAUUAUUUGUCCAAGUGCUUUCUCCUGCAAAGGUUUCUGAAGCAAUCAGUAGGCAUCUGGGAAAGUGAAUUGGAAAUUUGAAGUCGUGAGCUUUCUAGAAGUGCACAGCACCUCACCCUCGGACGCUUUUGUCCGCAUGGCAUGGAUACGCAGCUGAAUUUGUCAAGUUUGGAAUGCUUCGGCUGUCAAAUAAAGUGCUUUUAGGUUUUUAGUUACCUUUUUUCUUCCAAGCAACACUCUGUCUGAGUCACAGGCGUAACUGGUUUCGUGGACUGGCUCCAGGUUAAAUGUAGCCUGAGUCACUGUGUAGACAUUACUGAAAAGUUUCAUGGCAUAUAUUUUUACCCUUAUUUUAUUUUUUAGGUUUUCUGACAUAGCCUUUUGUCAUUUUACAUUGAGACAUAUUUUCUAAAUGAAGAGUCUAACAGAAAUUUGUUUAUCAUUUUUUCUUUUAUAUUUUAUUUAAUAUUUUUGUUGGAAAAUGUUGUUGCCAAUAAGCAAUAUGGCGGUAUCCAGAUAGCUGUUGUUUACAAAUGCCUCUGCUACCUGAAGCUAGGAAAUGUUCCUCAGCUCAGAUGUGAAAUUCGGAUUUUCAGCUUUACAGUUGGUGGCAUAAACAGUGUAUUUAUUUCACCUGGAGCUGAUGAUUUCUAUAGUGAUAUGUACAUGGAAUAGACAAGAGAAGAAUCUUUCAGAGAAAAAACGAGCCUUUUAAGUCAGAGACUUGGAAAAUUUUGGAAAUAGCCUUGCAGAAUCUGUAAGCAAGAAGGAUGGGUAGCUGAUUCGUGUGAGGUCAAAUCUAUGUCAAACAGCUACGAAUGUAGUAUCAACAAGAACUUGGGAUAUUAUCUCAAGGAAGACAAACUGGAAAAAUACAAAUCACGCAGUGCUAACACCUUGUGCGGUCCUCUUGGAUUAGGUGUGCUUUCAGCUGAAUUGCUACUGCCUCAAAGGAAAUUAAGAUGGACAGAACAACUUAAUUCAAAAAAGAUACUUCCCAGAUUCACAACUAGUAAGCCAUCAAACUCUCGUUCUUCCAUGUAAAAUUUGUGAGGAUGCCAACAAGGAGGAGGACUUAUCUUUGUUAAUGCUAUUGAAAAGGCUGGAGGCUGCUGAGACAGGCGUUAAGACAGCAUACCGUCAAAACGUUGUUACAUGAUAGCAAUGUUUCAUUACAGGACGAUGUUUGAAAUUCGUAACUGUGUCUGAUAAACCAAAGAGUUGCUUUUCAUUGCUAGAACACCUCUAGUGCGUAAGGUUUGCGGACCUUGGAAAACAAAAGGUAGUAUUACAUGUUUUAAAGCUUUCUUCCGGUGAGUCACAAAACUGUUACAGUUUAAUGCAUUUAAAAUGAGAUACUAUGUAGUUUGUCUUGUUCUCUUAUGAGCUACUUAAACCAUUAAAAAAAUGAAAAUAGCUUCAAAACCUAGUAGCAGUAAAGUGAGUAGAUACUAUGUUAUUUUCUACUGUCUUUUCAGGAUUUUGUAGUUUAAAAAUCAUGCUUAUUUUUUCUGUUUUGGCCUGUUCAACAAAAGAUAGAAGCAUGGUAUCUUUGUAAAUUGAAGCAAUCGAAGAAUGCUUCGAUUACAGCUGCUUCCCCUGCUAUUUGCGCCAGCAGUGUCCCAGAGGAUCAUUUCUCCCUGACUCCUCACCCCUCACUGUUUGCAGGCUCCCACGUCCACAUACGCAGCCAGUACUGAUUGCCUGAGAGGAGUUUUCAUGGGAGUCACUUUUCCAAUGCCUGAGCUGUAUUACACACUUCAGAGAUGCCAUUUGGCUGUUUGGGAUGUGUUGGACUUGCCAUGAGGUGCUGAAGCCUUGUUUCAUUGAUUCGGAGAGACUGGACCUAAAUGGCGCAGCAUGACUUUGCUCCAGCCUGGCUUAAUUUUCCUACUCCGCCAUCGUCAACAAAGUCAUCACUGAACUUUGAGAAACAUUCUGAAAAUUUUUCAUGGACAGAGAAUCGUUACGAAGCAAAUCGCAGAAGACACAACUCUUCAGAUGGAUUUGAUCCUAACAUUGGACGGCCUAAUGGAGGGCAUUUUGGGAGAAAAGAGAAGAAUGGGUGGCGUUCACAAGGCAGAAGUGGUACAGAAAAUAUAAACCAUCGUGGGGGAUACCAUGGCGGAGGUUCCCGUGCUCGUACCGGCACUUUCCACUGUGGAAAAAGCCAAGGACUGCAUGAAAACAAUGUACCUGUUAAUGAAACUGGGAAAAAGGAAGACAAAGAAGUACCUAAACAGUUUGAGGCUGAGGAUUUUCCAUCUUUGAAUCCUGAAUAUGAGAGGGAACCAAACCAGAAUAAAUCAUUAGCUGCAGGUGUGUGGGAAUAUCCUUUGAACCCUAAAUCUAGAUCUCCAAGAAUGCUGGUCAUUAAAAAGGGCAAUACAAAAGAACUGCAGAUAUCUGGAUUUCCUGUAGUAGGAAGUCUUCAUUCACAGCCAGUAAAAAAUGGAACUGGCACAAGUGUUUAUAAAGGAUUAAUCCCUAAACCUGCCACUCCACCCACGAAGCCUUCACAGUGGAAAAGCCAAGCAAAAGAAAAUAAAGUUGGAAAUCCAUUUCCUCAUGAAUCUGCAUAUGGUAUUGGCAAUUUCGUUCCUUUCAAAUCAACUGCCAAGGCAUUUCCUGUAUCACAAAAUUCAGUGAAAGAGUGUAAUCGGUCAAAUUCUUCAUCCCCUGUUGACAAAGUUGGUCAGCCUCGUUUAACAAAAUUGACAAGAAUGCGAACUGAUAAGAAGAGUGAAUUUUUGAAAGCAUUGAAACGAGAUCGAGUGGAAGAAGAACAUGAAGAUGAGAAUCAUGCUGGGCAAGAGAAGGAUGAUGACUCCUUUAACUUGUGUAACAGCAACAGUCCUCAUCAUGAGAGAGAUAUAAACCGAAACUUUGAAAAUGAAAUUCCUCAAGAGAAUGGCAAUGCUUCAAUUACAUCUCAACAGAUCAUUCGAUCUUCAACUUUACCUCAGGCAGAUGUUCUUUCAAGCUCGCUUGAGGCAGAGCAUAGGUUGUUAAAGGAGAUGGGCUGGCAGGAAGACGCUGAAAAUGAUGAAACGUGUGCUCCACUAACAGAGGAUGAGAUGAGGGAAUUCCAAGUCAUUAGUGAACAGUUACAAAAAAAUGGCCUCCGGAAAAAUGGCAUUUUGAAAAAUGGCCUCAUCUGUGAUUUUAAAUUUAGCCCCUGGAAAAACAGCACUUUCAAACCUGCUCUGGAGAAUGAGGAUUCUGAAACGAGCAGCACUGAUACGUCAGAUGAUGACGAUGUGUGAAGAUUUCUGUACCAUCUGUAGAAGCUUGUUUUGAUCUCAUGAGAAUAUGGGGAUGUAUUAUCAAAAAAAAAAAUCUAAGUUAUGUAGUAACAUACCCUGUUAGAAGAAGAAUGAUGGGACUUCUCUCUGAAGAAAGCAAGGAAUGUUGUGUCGGGUGUGUUGAACAUUACUAUAUUUCUUUGUUAACGAAUGUUGUAGAAUGAGGACUUGGGUUGCCCCAGCAUUGACUUUCUUCAUCACUGCAGCAUUUCUGACUAGCAAUGUGACAAUGUAACAAAUCAGACUUUCUCAUUUAAUAAUAAAAACAAAAAGAAUUG